ACUCAAUUUAGAGGAAUUUACAUGAAAUAUGGGAAAAUUCAAUAAAAUUUGAUAUAUAUGGCUUUUUUUUGUGUGUGCAUUUUUUAUGGUUUUUUUUGUUGUUUUCUUUUUUUAUGGGUUUGGUUUUCCCAUAUUUAUCAAAAUAUGGCUUUUGUAUCCCAUAUUUUUUUGUAUACGUUUUUUUAUUCUAUAGGGGUAUUUUUAUGAGGGAAUUUUUGUCUUUUUAUUAUUAUUAUUUUUAUUAUUUUGGUAAACAUUUUUGUAAGAAAAUUUUAAUUCAGUAGUUGUUUAUUAUGCAUUUAUGUGGAUUUUUGUGAGGGCUUUUCAGUCAUUUUAUGUGUUUUUUUUUUAUUAUUAUUAUUUUAUUUUUAUUUUUUUGUAAGGAAAUCAAUUCCCAGUAUGCAUGCAGGUACUUGAGUACAUAUGCUCUAUCACGUUUUUAUCUGCAUCACGUUUCUUCAAUUUUAUUAGUUUAUUUUAUUCAGCAUCACGUUUUCUUCAGGGUGAUAUUUGUUCUUAGUUUCCCUGCUGUUUUAGGGUUUAUUUGAGUAUUUUGUUGUCGAUUUUGUGCCAUCUGUGCGUGUAUUCGUCUCGGUGAGUACCUGGUUUCAGGUAUGUAUUUUUCCGUUUGCUUCAGUAUCACGUUUUUUAUAUAUCGUUUGGUUCGAAUUUUUUCUUUCCUUCAGUAUUUGGUUUUUUGUGUUGAUUUCUUCUUUUUUUUUUCUUUUUCUUAGGAUUUUUAUAAGUUUCUCGUUGUGGAUUUGUGCCUCUUUGUGGUGUUUUCGUAUCGGUGAGUACCCGGUUUCAGGGUUUAUUUUUUUAUUUUUUUAAUGUAUAUUGAUUGUUAAUUUUGAUUUGUAUUUUAUAUUUUGUUUUGAUCGUGGGUGGUUGUUUUUUAAUCUGUGUUAAUGGUGGUUUUUAUUUUUGGUGCACGAUUUUAUCGUUAGUUUUUUAGUGGGGUUUUUGUCAGUUUUUGAUCAGUUUAUUUUUUGGGAAGUUUAUGGGUAGUUAUUUGUAAUUUGUGCUCUAUAUAUAUGUAUAUCUGUUAUUCUUUUUUCAUUUGUGUUGUUUGUUUUUUUUAUGCAGUGCAUUGUAUAUUUCUCUUGCUCGAAUUUGUGUGAUGGAUCACUCUGGUGAAUGCGGUGGUGUUUCUGGUUCUGAGAAGAAAAUUUCUGGUAUAGUAGAGGAUGAAUCGAAGAAUGUAGGGGAUGAUAUUGGCGAGAUUCUUCCUCGAAGGAGUAACAUUACACAUUUGAAGUCUGUUGCAAGGAAGAAGAGUAAAUCCCCUUCCUUUGUUGCAAGGAAGACAAGAAAAUCGCCUUCCACUGUUAAACAGAUGAAGGAUUCGUGUGCAUCUGGUAGUAAGGAUGCUGGAGAUGAUUCUCAUGAGACUAAACAUGUUGUGGUAUGUCUUUAUUUUUUUAAUUAUUAUAAUAAAAAAUUGUUCAUCUGUUUAUGUUUCUGUUUUUGUGUUUCACAUUCGGUGGAUUCUGUUUGUUUUAUUUUUUUAUGGUUGUGUAUCUGGUUUCUUGUAGUUUUGUAGUUAAUUUGCAUAAUGUUUAAUUCUGUUUUGUGUUUGUUUUAUUGUUAUUGUUGUGUUUUCUUUUGUUGUUAAACUGUUUUUUUUUUUUUGGUACCUGGUUACAUGUGUACCUAGUUAUAUGUGUUCCUGGUUACAUGUGGAUUCUGUUUUUUUUUUUUAAUUUUUUUAUGGUUGUGUAUCUGGGUUCUUGUAGAUUUGUAGUUAAUUUGCAUAAUUUUCAAUUCUGUUUUGUGUUUGUUUUAUUGUUAUUGUUGUGUUUUUUUUUGUUGUUACUCUGUUUUAUUUUUUUUUGUACCUGGUUUCAUGUGUACCUGGUUACAUAUGUACCUGGUUACUUUGCAGAUAACAGUGAACGAUUUUGCUUAAUGAGUUUUUAACUGGUUACCUUAGUGAAUGAAUUGUUUUUUUUUUAUAUGUAUAUUUCAACCAUACAAAGUUAAAUACAUAUAAGUGGUUUUAUAAAUGUAAAGUACUUAUCAAUUUUUCAUGUUUAUAUUUUUUGAAACUGGUUACAUGUUUAAUUGUUUUGUUUUUUUCUGCAGGCUCACUUAAAGAUAAACCCCUCCAAGAGGUUUGGUAGUAAGGUUCAACAUUUUACUGACAAGAGUGUCAUUACUGACUUGAAAUCUAAGUUGACGAAAAGUCAGAAAUCAUUGUUUAAGAAGACCCCAUUUGGGCACUUUUUAGAAGUAUGUGAUAUUCAUUUUCAAACUCAACUUGCCCAGCUUGUGUUAUUGAGAGAGGUCUCUCAUGAGAGGGAGGAAGAGGAAAUGUGGUUUAAGCUUGGUCGUAGAGUGUGUAGGUUUUCUAUUGAAGAGUUUGCUCUAGUUACAGGUCUUAGAUGUGAUGGUGUUUUUGAUUUAAGUCGUUUUCAAAAAAAGAAAGUUUUGUUUAAGAAAAAAAUAUUUGGCCGUUUUGUUGGUAAGGUGUCAAAGUCUGAAUUACGAAAUGCUUUUAUUAGUAAGGAUCUAGUUAAUGAUGAGGAUGUUGUCAAAUUGGGUAUAGUUCAUAUCCUAGUUAACUAUUUGUACGGCUAUACUAGUGAUAAGUUGGUUGAUGAUUUCUUUUUUGAGAUGGUUGAUCGAGAUUUUUCUGAAUUAGCAAAUAUUAGUUUUGGCAAGUUUGUAUGGGAUAGGAGUUUUCAUUAUUUGAAAACUGCUUUGAAGGGUGGGAAUAAAAUCUUUGAUGGAAAGUUCGUUGAUGGGAAGCUUGGCCUUCACCCUUACAAACUUCUUGGGUUUCCCAUUGCUUUUCUUGUAUGGAUAUAUGAAAGUAUAGCUGAGUUGAGUCCUGAGUUUUGUCAACGGGUUGGGAAAAAAUUUCCACGUUUGUUGAAUUGGAAGAGUACAGAUAAUGUCUUCUAUGCAAACUUGGUGGGAAAGGUUUUCAACAAUCAGAAGUUGACUAUCCUGAAUGUCUAUCCGUCUUCUGAGGAGAGAAAGAAACUGGCAGUAAAGAAGUUUAAGUUUGAGCCUCUGUACUUGCCGAAGGUGUGUGCUGAAGAUGAAGACAGUAGUCCGGGUACCCAGGUACUGGUUAGUUUUGUUGUUUGUUUUAGUUAAAAAAUAUAUAUUAUUUUGUUUUGAACUUUAUAGGUUUCUUUUUAUAUUUUUUUUUUUUUUUUUUGCUGUUUUGUAAAGUAUUUUAUUUUGUUUUUUUAGGUUGAUAGUGAAAAGUUGAGAUUGAUUUGUGAAUCAAUCUCAUCAAUAAAAGCAUGCCAAGAAACUAUUAUUAGUGACAUUGCAGAUCUGAGUUCAUGGGGAAACUCAGUGAUUUAUCUGCAAUGAUUGCAAAAUUUGUUGCAAAAAAUUCUGAAAAAGUUGUAAAUACAAGUGAUGAAAGUGCUAGUUUUAAUGAAGGGGAAAAGCCAGCUGAUUGUGAUAAUGUUUCCAGUCCUAUUUCUGAUGAUUCUAAGGUAACUUGUUUGUUUUUAUGCUUUAUUGUUUUUUUUAACCAUUUUUAGUUGUAACCAGAUUGUUUUUUUUUUUUUUUUUUGGCUAGGAUUGUGGAAAUGAUUCAGCUGAAGAGUCUGAUGGUAGUAAGGUAACUGGUUUAUGUUUCUUAAUAGUAUGUUGUGUUUUUGUAGUUGUUUAGUGUAACCAGUUACUGUUGUAACCAGUUUCAUUUUUUCUUUUAGGGUGUCGAGAAGGAUUUAAAUGAAAAUUUUGAUGCUGUUUAUUCUGGGUUGGAUUUGUCAAAUGUUGUGUGUGGAGAUAAGGUUUUGUAAUUUAUUUUUGUUUUUGUUUCUUGUAUUAUUUUAUUUAAAAUUGAAUUUGUUGUAAUUGAUUUUAUUUUUAUUCAUUAUAGGAUUUUACAAAGAAGCCUGAGUUCAGUUCAGUUGGUUUAAGUUUUGAAGAAGUAUAUGUGGAUCCUAAGAUUUUGAGUGUUAUUGAUAAAACUGUUAAGUAUGCAGAAGGAGAAAAGAUAUUUAGUGGGAGUAAGGAUGAUUGGAAGGUUGUGAUGGUUGGUGAUGAUGAUGAGGUUCCUGUUGCUAUUGAAAAGAGGGAGCCUAAACCUAGUACUCAUGUCAAAUCUCCUUUUGUUACUGAGUUUGGCUAUUCUGAAGUAAAAUAAACUGUGAAGAGGAAGGGAGAGGAAGUGGUGAUUGUAAGAGGAUUGCUUCCAUUUGAAAAUGAAAUUGGGCAGAAUGUUUCAAAGAAUGAUUGCCUGGAUUAUAUUUCUUGGAUUGAGGAUAAAAUGAAUUUUAAGAAUAAGUAUGUUUUUUAUAUUUUGUUUUAUAUUAUUAUUCUUUAUAUUUAAUUGUUUGUUAAUAUAUAUAUAUUUUUUUGUUUUGAAGGAAGAAGAAAUUUUCUGAUGUCAAUAACAUUAUCAAUCCCCCAAUGGAUUAUUCUUUUGUUAAAAUUUCUGAGAAAAUGUGGUUUUACAAGCUUCAAACUUGUGGGGAGGAGCUUAUGGACACUGUAAGUAACCAGGUUCUUGUUAUAAUGUUUAUUUAUUAGUAUUUGUUUGUUUAGAUGUUUUUUUUUUUUUAUUGAUCAUGUUUAAGACAAGUAACCAGGUUCCUUUUAGUACUGUGUGUAAAUUAUUUUUAAAUUUUGGGUAGUAACCAGGUUCUUUGAAGCAUUGUGUGUAACUUUUUUUUUUUUUAUUAUAUAUUGGCUAGUAACCAGGUUCUUGGUAUAAUGUUUAUUAAUUAGUAUUUGUUUGUUUAGAUGUUUUGUUUUUGUUGUUGAUCAUGGUUAAGACAAGUAACCAGGUUCCUUUUAGUACUAUGUGUAAAUUGUUUUUAUUAUUUAUGGGUAGUAACCAGGUUCUUGUAGCAUUGUGUGUAACUUGUUUUUUUUUUAUUAUAUAUUUACUAGUAUCCAAGUUCCUAACUUUUGUAUGUUUAUUUAUUUUUUGUAGCAUAUAAAUGUAUGUUUUUAUUACUUGAGGAAGAAGAUUAAGUUGAUUCAUGGUUUGAACAAGAGGGUUACAACUACAGACUCUUAGUUUGAUGCAACUAUCAAGGGUUUGUAUGAUAACUUUGUGGCAGCCAAAUGUGAUUCAAGCAACAUUCGUUUUGAUAACCUAAUUUCAUAUUACAUUAUUGGUGAAUAUUUGUUUUGUAACACUCCUUGGGUGGAUGUGGAUCAUGUUCUUUUUCCUGUGCAUGUGAAGGUUCAGUUGCAUUGGGUUUUUAUUCACUUUUCCAUUAAGAGUAGGAUGUUAACUGUCUACAAUUCUUUGAUGGGGAAGAAGAAUGAGAGUAUUGCUUUGCCAUAUGUGAAGGCUUAUUCUGUUGUUUUACCAUAUUUUCUAGAUUUUCUUGAUUUUUAUUGUUCUAGGAAAGAUUUGGACUUGAAUGUUGGUCCAUAUUCUGUUGGGAAGAAGGAUCCAAUUGAUUUUAACUUUGCCAAAGACUUGCCAUUUCAAGAGGAUAAGUAAGUAACUGGUUUUUUGUAUAUUGUUGUUUAUUUUUCUAUUUUGUUUGUUUUUAAAUAAUUUCAUAUGCUGUUUUUUGUGUUUUUUUUUUUUUUUUGCAGUGAUUGUGGAGUAUUUGUUAUCAAGUAUGCUGAUUUGUUUAUCCAUGGGAAGAUUGAUGACAUCCCGAAGAACAUGGCUGCCAAAAUUGCUACCUAUCGUGAUUAUCUUGCCAUUAACUUGUAUAGUCAUGCAAAAAAGAAGCAGAUUGGUGGGUACAAGACAGAAGAUGAUGCUCCAUCAAAGAAAUCAAAGAGGAUGAGGAAUUAUAAGUAGAGAUGUUGGAGUUUUUUUUUUUAGCUGUAUUAACGACCAUGUCUUUUUUUUUUCUUUGUUUAAUAGUGAAGUUGUGGUUUGUAACUGGAUACUGUUUUAGUACUGGACUUAUGUAUGGUUUUUUUUUUUUUUUUUUGGUCAAUGUAAAGAAUUGGUUUCAACUUUUGGCUUAAUAUAAAGUUUUUUUAAUGUAUUUUAUUUUAAUGUGUAUGUUUCUUUUUUCAAUGGAGUUGGUGAUUUUUUUUUUUUUUAAAGUGUGAAGAUAUUGUUAUGUACAUGUUUUUUUUCAUAUAGGUUUCGAUUAUUAUUGUAUGAAGAUGGUGUAACCGGUUACUUCUGUGUUAGAUUGUAAAAGCUAUAUGUUUCAGGUAACUGGUUACUGUUUAUUUAGUUUUUAUUUCUAUUUUUUUAAUUAUUUUUUGAUUUAUUUAUGUUUGUUGUGUUUUUUUUUUUGUGUGAACGAUUUGUGAUUAUAUAACUAGGUUUUUUAAGUAGUUGGUUUUAUUAAUAUAUAGUUGUUUGUUAAAUUUUCUUAUAGUAACUGCUUUUUUUUUUUUAUAUGUUAUUGUGUGUUGUAACCAGGUACUUGAAUUUUUCAGUUUUUGCAUAUCUUGUGUUGGAACCUAGAAGUUGAGUAUCAAGUUUAUAAUAUUUAUGUUUUUUUGUUUUUUGUGAAAGAUUUGUGGUUAUAUAAUUAGGUUUUUAAAUCGUUGGUUACAUGUAUAUGUAGUUGUUUGUUAAAUUUAGUUAUAGUAUCUGUUUUUUUUCUUUCUAUAGUAUGUGUUGUAACCAGGUACUUGAGUCUCCAGAUUUGGAAUAUCUUUGUGUUUGGAACCAUGAAGUUGAGUAUCAAGUUUAUAAAAUGUAAAAUGUUUAAAAAGUUUGUACUUUUAUUGAGGUAGAAAACAUUAGGAUACAAUUUUAUUACAUCAAAUGAAAAUAUUGAAAUUGUAGUAUAUCUAUUCUUUAGAAAAUUAUUUGUCUAUUUUCUUUGACUUUGUUGUGUUCCGCAGCUUUGGGAUUGGUUCAUUCCUGCAUGUUUUUCUAUUAUGCCCUUGCUGCGCGCAUCUUCCACAUUUUAUUUGCACCUUUGGUUCUCCUCUAGAUCUGAUUCUUUUUCUUCUAGGGCGGCCUGGUGGUUUUCUUGAUUUUGGUGGUAGGACAAUUAUGUUUAAAGUCUCUGGCAGUGUCCAUUUGCUUUCAUUUGGCAAUGGAUGAACAGUUGAGUCAUAUGUUGCUUUCAUAGUUGUAGUUUUGUAGUAAUCAGCAACAUAAUCAUAUGUUUUCAGCCGUGUUUUGGCGAAUACUACUAUUGCAUGUGCACACGGUAUUUCGUCUUGUUGGAAUCUUUUGCAUUCACAUGUUUUCUCCAUUAGGUUGACCAAAAAAUUUCCUUUCUGUUCAACCACAACUUGGUACAGU
This is a messenger RNA of Humulus lupulus (European hop), 7165 nucleotides long. RefSeq lists its product as uncharacterized. Lineage: Eukaryota; Viridiplantae; Streptophyta; Magnoliopsida; Rosales; Cannabaceae. The transcript is spliced from 2 exons. The coding region runs from base 2314 to 3105 and encodes 263 amino acids. The record is from RefSeq and is a predicted model, not a curated record.